AAUAUUGUCAAAAUGAUGUCCAAGCCCCGGCGAAAUUGGAAAGCCUUAGAUGAAAAGACAUUCACUCGCGUGCUGCAGCGGGAGCUUCCGCCACAGCAAAGACCAAGAACGAAGACAGCUCUGGAUAGACAUGUGGAGGAAGUGAUGGUAGCCUUAACGGUAGCUGUCGAGGAAGCAGUACCGACGACGAUUCCAUCGUCUAGAUCGAAAUCAGGAUGGAAUGAAGAAUGCGCCAAAGUACUGGCACAAUCAAAACGACUCCGUCGGCAACACAGCUUAUACCAUACCGAAGAGACAUGGGAAGCAUACCGAACGGCGAGAAAUCACAAAGGUAGAACCAUCAAGAAAGCGCUCAGACAGAACCAUCGCGAGAGGAUAGAAGAAGCUUCUCAAUCCCCAACAAACCUCUGGCGGGUAGCAA
This is a messenger RNA of Fusarium odoratissimum NRRL 54006, 421 nucleotides long. RefSeq lists its product as uncharacterized. Lineage: Eukaryota; Fungi; Ascomycota; Sordariomycetes; Hypocreales; Nectriaceae. The transcript has a single exon. The record is from RefSeq and is a predicted model, not a curated record. Bases 221 to 379 code for a protein of 52 amino acids.